GCAUUUGGAACAAUGAUUGCCCCUUUUGUUGCACUCUCAUUGCUUUCUCUCUGUGGGACUUUAGCCCAACAACUGCAGGAGUGUUCCGAUCCAGCUGCAAGCCCGGAAGCUUCGCCAUGUGUUAUGGGUUUGUGCCCAGAUGGUCAAAGUUGCAUAAACUCACUGAGAGGAGAGAUGUGUUGCGACAGCACCAAGGUUUACGAUGUAACAACAACAACAACUACCACUACAACUACUACAACUACAACAACCGCGCCUUGUGUUGACCGCCUUAAUCCAAACACUGGCAUCUCGGACUGUCCCAAUAUGGUAAACUUCUGUAACAACGCCAUCUACUACAACCUUAUGACAGUGCAAUGUCCUAAGACAUGCGGCAGAUGUGGGUGUGUAGAUCGAGUGAAUCCGAACACAGGAGCAUCAGAUUGCUCACGCUUAAGUUACCUUUGCAACAACCAACUUUACCCACUUUACAAAGAUACAAUGCAUCAACAGUGUCCUAAGACAUGCGUCGUCGCGCUGAGUAUUAAUCAUGCUCAUGCCGGUGGAUUCAUCGUCGGAAGGUCUAGAGGGAAGUCUUACUGCGCAGAAGCGCCGUUAAUCAGCUUAGGAUACCUCGUGACGAUGAUCUGUUUUGAGGAUGAUGGCACCAACGGCGAGCUGGGAAUAGGAAUCUCGACGUGCGAGUCCGAAGACGACAUCUCGCGGGAGUUGAUGGAAGUUCGUGGACGAGUACCCAUGGCAAAUCCACAGGACGCGCAGACGGACGCGCAACCGGGUGAUACUGCGGACUCGAACGGUACUAGUAGGCAACACUAA
Molecule: messenger RNA, 816 nt
Organism: Cylicocyclus nassatus
Lineage: Eukaryota; Metazoa; Nematoda; Chromadorea; Rhabditida; Strongylidae
Source: the annotation of a GenBank genome assembly